Messenger RNA from Aquila chrysaetos chrysaetos, 1458 nucleotides. It is a transcript of the gene POLR3GL, whose product is annotated as RNA polymerase III subunit GL. The transcript has 8 exons. The record is from RefSeq and is a predicted model, not a curated record. Lineage: Eukaryota; Metazoa; Chordata; Aves; Accipitriformes; Accipitridae. Gene Ontology annotation, biological process: transcription by RNA polymerase III. Gene Ontology annotation, cellular component: RNA polymerase III complex. Bases 20 to 775 code for a protein of 251 amino acids.
CAACGCGGAGCUGGCGCGAAUGCCCCGCCCCCUUUCGAAACGGUGCGGAGCCGCAGCCGCCCCGGACGCACGUGAAGCGGCUGCGCAUGCGCGGUCGCCCUCCCCCCGGCCCCCCCCCCCAGCCAUGGCGGGCCGAGGCCGGGGCCGGGGUCGCGGGCAGAUGACCUUCAACGUGGAGGCGGUGGGCAUCGGGAAGGGGGACGCGCUGCCCCCCCCCACCCUCCAGCCCUCCCCCCUCUUCCCGCCCCUGGAGCACCGGGCGGCCCCGCUCCCGGGUGGGGAGGAGGGGGAGUACAUGCUGGCGCUGAAGCAGGAGCUGCGGGGGGCCAUGAAGAACCUCCCCUACUUCAUCAAACCUGGGGCACCCCGGAGAGAUAUUGAGCGCUACUCGGACAAGUACCAGAUCUCCAGCCCCGUCGACAGCGCCAUCGACUGGAACCCAGACUGGAGGCGGCUGCCGCGGGAGCUGAAGAUCCGGGUGCGGCGGCUGCGGAAAGGCAGGACCACCAUCCUCAUCCCUAAGUGCAAGCAGCGGGUCGCGCUCGACAAGGAGGAGACCAUUAAGAAGCUGGAGAGCCUGGAGAAGAAAGAGGAGGAGGUGACGUCGGAGGAGGAAGAGGAGAAGGAGGAGGAAGAAGAAGGGAAGGAAGAAGAGGAAGAGGAGUAUGAUGAAGAGGAGCAUGAAGAGGAGACUGACUACAUCAUGUCCUACUUCGACAACGGGGAGGACUUCGGCGCCGACAGCGAUGACAACAUGGAUGAGGCGGUCUACUGAGGCCCCCCACCCUGGGACAUCGGGGUCCCCUGUCACCAGCCCCCCCCCCCCCCCCCCCCCGGGAUGCCAGGAUCCCCCAUCACCAGCCCCCCACCCCCAGGACAUCAGGGUCCCCUAUCACCAGCCCCCCCGGGACACUGGCAUCCCCCGUCACCAGCCCCCCCCCCCCCCAGGACAUGGGGGUCUCCCAUCACCAGCCUCCCCCCACUCCGGGCCAUCGGCGUCCCCUGUCACCAGCUCCCCCCCCAGGAUGCUGGGAUCCCCCGUCACCAGCCCCCUCCAGCCUGCAGGUGGCACUUGUGCUCCAGGGACGGGGCGGGGGGGACACAACCCAAGGUUGGGGCACCCCAGGGUGCUGGCAGCUUUGGGGGGGGGGGGUGUGACACACACGACCCACAGAUGGGACAUGGGGACACCCCGCUGCCCACCCCCACUUGGGGGGGGUCUCCACUGUGGUGGGGGGGCUCGGGGUGGGGGGGAAGGACAACCCCCCCCCAGCCUUGUCCCCAAGCCAGCAGUGGGUGGGAUCAUUCCUUCUGAAGGUGGUUUUAGGGGUGAUGGGGGGGGCCCCCCACACCCCCAAACUCCACCUGGCCUCACCCCUCCCCCUUUUGCAGCAGCUUUUUAACAUUUGGGUUUUUUUAAUAAUUUUGGGUGGAUUAAAGUUGAUUUCUGUAUUUCCA